ACGACGAAGACGAUCCUGCGCGACGUCACGGGGAGCGCGAGACCGGGAGAAGUGCUGGCGCUCAUGGGACCGACGGGGAGCGGGAAGACGUCGCUGUUGAACGCGCUGGCGGGACGGACGCCGCUGGGGGGGACGCUGCGAGGGACGAUCACGGUGGACGACGCGGGGCGAGACGAGACGUUCAUGCGGGAGAAGGUGGCGUACGUGAUGCAGGAGGAACUGCUGUUUCCAUUCUUGAGCGUGGAGGAGACGCUGACGCUGCACUGUCGAUUGCGGAGGGCGCGGUUGUCGGAGGCGGAGGUGGCGGCGAGCGUGGAGGAAAUCGUGGCGGAGCUCGGCUUGGCGAAGGUCAGAGCGAGUCCGGUGGGGCGGCCGGGCGGAUUACCUCGAGGAGUGAGCGGGGGGGAGAGAAAACGCGUUAAUAUCGGCGUCGAGAUGGUGGGCGAUCCCGAGGCGUUGUUUUUGGACGAGCCGACGAGUGGGUUGGAUUCGUUUCAGGCGCAGCGCGUGGUCUACGCCCUCAGGCAGCUCGCGGCGGUCGGACGAACGGUCGUGUGUACGAUUCAUCAGCCGCGCUCGUCGAUUUAUGGAAUGUUCGAUCAGUUGUUGCUGAUUAGUGAAGGGCGGCUGCUGUAUAUCGGCGAGGCCAAGGACGCGGUCGGUUACUUUGCGUCGCUGCGCUUUGAGUGCCCGAAUCUCACCAACCCCGCGGAUUACUUCAUGGACAUCACCUCCUUGGACGCGCGAAAUCCCGAGCGAGAAAAGUCGAGCAGAGAAAGAAUAGAAUUUUUCGCGACUGAAGCGAUGACGAGGCGUCUCGGCGAAAAGGCAGUGGCGUCUGCGCUCAAACAGCAUCGCGCUCGAAGCGCCGCCCCCACGGAGUACGAUCCCACGCACGCGUCGUGGAUACAGCAGUUUGUCUUGCUCGUUCGAAGAGGAUUGAUAAAUCAAAGACGCGACUUUAUCGGCGUUCGCGUGACGUUAGCUUUGGAGAUGAUGUACGCGCUCAUCGUUUCUGCGCUCUUCAGAGGCGUCGGCCACGACCAAAAGGGUGUCCAAGAUAGAAUUGGUUGCUUGUUUUUCGUCGUCUUAAACGUCGCUUACACCAGUGCACUUCCAGCGAUCAACGUGUUUGCGGGAGAAAAAGGGAUCGUCGUCAGAGAGCGCGCGUCAGGUGCGUACAAAUGGUCGUCCUAUUACAUGUCCAAGUACGUUACGGAGCUCCCAAGAUUGAUUCCCAGAUUGAUCUUUUGCGCGCUCGUGUAUUGGAUCGUCGGACUGCGUAAGACGCAGUACAACUUUUGGAUUUUUGUCGCCAUCAUCAUCGCCGAGGCUAUGUCGCUCACCGCGCUCGGAUUGCUCAUGGCGAGUGCGAUGCCGAUCGGCGCCGCUUUAGCCUUGGGUCCAGCGUGCAUUACAAUUUUCACGCUCUUCGGAGGCAUUUACUUGAACAUCGAUUCCAUCCCAGCUGGGGCGCGUUGGAUUCGCUUCAUGGACCCAAUAUUCUAUGCGUACUCCGCUCUCGUGUCGAACGAAUUCGGUGGCGAUCCUAUUGCUUUCUCGUGCGAGUCUAGCACUACGAGAUGUUUGGAGACUGGCGCCGCCGUGCUCGAGCUGUAUGCGUUCGAAGACGUGAAAGUCGGAAUACAAAUCAUGGCGCAAUACUUGCUUCAAAUUGGGAUUCAUUUUUUCGCCUUCAAUGCAUUGCGUAGAACGUCCAAGCAAUACAUGCCGCUUUCUGCGUUGACGGGGAAC
Messenger RNA from Ostreococcus lucimarinus CCE9901, 1755 nucleotides. Its product is annotated as ABC(ABCG) family transporter: White protein-like protein (ABCG). The transcript has a single exon. Gene Ontology annotation, molecular function: ATP binding; ATP hydrolysis activity; ABC-type transporter activity. NCBI's taxonomy places the organism in Eukaryota, Viridiplantae, Chlorophyta, Mamiellophyceae, Mamiellales, Bathycoccaceae. Gene Ontology annotation, cellular component: membrane. The record is from RefSeq and is a predicted model, not a curated record. The annotation marks the transcript as partial.